Cladophialophora yegresii CBS 114405 is the source of this 1221-nucleotide messenger RNA. RefSeq names its product gluconolactonase. Bases 1 to 1221 code for a protein of 406 amino acids. The transcript has 9 exons. NCBI's taxonomy places the organism in Eukaryota, Fungi, Ascomycota, Eurotiomycetes, Chaetothyriales, Herpotrichiellaceae. The record is from RefSeq and is a predicted model, not a curated record.
AUGCAACUUCCGCUGCUCUUCAGCAGCCUCGCUUCUCUUGUCAUUUUUGCAACAGCCCAGUCCACCUCCAAUCAGGUCCUGGUGGUAGAUCAACGCAGCUUUAAUGUUCUCAGACCCGUUCCUCCUCCUUCGCGGUCGAACCUGACGACGAUCUUUGUGCCACCGGGAAUCACGCUGGAAGAGGCCCUUGACAAACCCUUCCAUGUCUACGAUGAUGCCUUCUACGAUAUAAUUGGGCCAAACCCUACAUUGACCGUCCUUGCCAGUCAAGGGACCAACCCACUCUUCCACGAAGCCGUUGUCUGGUAUCCUCCGACCGACGAAGUCUUCUUUGUGCAAAAUGCUGGAGCUGCGGCCGCUGGUACAGGUCUGAACAAGUCCAAUAUCAUCCAAAAGAUUGCUUUGAGUCAAGCUGCUGCGGUAUCAUCCAUGCGGAAUGCCAGCGGUGAGGUUCGAAUCCAGACGGUGAAUGCUACGCCACCAGUGAUCAAUUCCAAUGGAGCGACUCUAUACCGUGGUCAAAUUCUCUUCACAGGGGAGGGUCAAGGCAACAACACAGCACCUGCUCUGUACGUUAUGAACCCAGAGCCCCCAUACAACACGUCUAUCCUUGUGAACAACUACUUCGGUCGUCAAUGGAACUCGUUAAACGACGUUGCGGUGAAUCCGCGCAAUGGGGAUGUAUACUUCACAGAUACUCUCUACGGCUACCUCCAAAACUUCCGACCUUCUCCAGAACUGCCAAACCAAGUGUACAGGUUCAACCCUUCGACAGGCGCCGUCACGACCGUGGCGGAUGGGUUUGAGUUGCCUAAUGGCAUUACGUUCUCUCCCAAUGGCUCUUAUGCCUACGUGACUGACACAGGAGCCCAAUACUCGAAUUUCGGGUAUAAUAUGACAGCUCCAGCCUCCAUUUACCAAUACACUGUCCUCGAAGAUGGGACGUGGUCCAACCGCAAACUCUUCAGCUAUGUCAGCCCCGGAAUUCCUGACGGCGUGCACUGCGACACUAAUGGCAACGUGUAUUCUGGGAUUGGUGAUGGGGUAGUCGUCUACAAUCCUUCGGGCAAGCUGUUGGGUAAGAUCUUCUUGGGCACUACGUCUGCGAACUUCAACUUUGCGGGAAAAGGCAGAAUGGUUAUCUGCGCGGAGACGGAACUGUAUUACGCCACAUUGGCAGCCGAAGGAGCAGUAGUCCAGAGUGAGAUGCCGCCUCAAUAG